Molecule: messenger RNA, 1635 nt
Organism: Neohortaea acidophila
Lineage: Eukaryota; Fungi; Ascomycota; Dothideomycetes; Mycosphaerellales; Teratosphaeriaceae
Product: major facilitator superfamily domain-containing protein
Exons: 2
Coding region: 1-1635 (544 amino acids)
Biological process (GO): transmembrane transport
Cellular component (GO): fungal-type vacuole membrane
Molecular function (GO): transmembrane transporter activity
Source: RefSeq, a predicted model, not a curated record
AUGGCUUAUGACCUUCAAGACAUCCGCGACCGGGGCGAUGCUAUUCUGGUACCCAUGAACGAAGUUAUGUCUUGCCACUGGGGGCCAGACCAGCAAUUCCUCGCCACGGAAGGACUGAAUGGCUGCACGGCGAUCGCGAUACUCUCCAAAUUCGCGGGUGUGCUUGCUCACGUUGCCCCGAUGACCGAAGUAACGACGGGCGAUCAGAACACCCGAGAGCUGUUGCAGCGAGUCAUCCAAGCGUACAAUACUGGACGACAGCACAACGUCUUUCCACCUGCCACGAGUGUCGUCCUUGCCGCGGUGUAUCAAGGCAAUGUUGCCCUUCCGGACGCUGUGGACCUGAUCAAACGAGUGUUGAACAGGCUUGAGAUUCCCAUUAUGUACAAAGAAUACCGCGUGCGGGAACGGCGACAGUUGCGCAUUCCCAUGUCUUUUGGCAUCUUCCAAGACGCCUACAACCACCAAGCCUCGCUCUCCGGCUCCCGACGAGCGACGGGUGUCAUUGGCACUACGCUCAACGGCGUCAUGUACCUCUCGCUUCCCAUCCUGUCGACCGUGCUUGACAAUCCGCGCUGGGCGAAAUGGAGACGAACGACAGCGUUGGUGGGGAUAGCUAUCGAGAGCGCGGCUUUCCUUGCCUCGUCCUGGGCUACUGAGGUCUGGCAUUUGAUUGUGCUGCAGGGCGUCAUUGCGGCGCUGGGCAGCGCGAUGCUGUUCAGUCCUACGACGCUGUUCGUUGACGAGUGGUUCCGCGGCGGGAACCGAACGACGGCGUACGGCGUCACUCUGUCGAGCAAGAACGUCGUGGGCACAUCAUGCCCGCUCAUCUUCUACGCCUUACUGCAGAAACUGGGCUUCCGCUGGACGCUGCGCAUCUGGGCGGCGAUCGUGCUCGUCACCGGCCUCUUCGGCAUCUGCAUUCUCCCCAGGACAGUCACGACCAAGGUGGAUCGGGCUCCGAGGAAGAUCCCCUGGACGUUCCUGAAGCACCGCACUUUCUACAUCUACGCCAUCGGCAAUAUCGUCUUUUCCAGUGGGUACGGGCUCCCGCAGACCUACCUGCCGCAGUAUGCCAGCAACGAACUGCACCUCUCGCGCAUCAUCAGCGCGGUGAUGAUUGUGUGCUUCAACGUGCCGGGCAUCUUAUCUUGCGUGGGAAUGGGAAUUCUCAGCGAUCGGUAUAAGCUGGCGCCGUCUACUGCCACGCAGAUCUCCACCAUGGGCUCGGCGGUGUGUGCUUUCCUGCUCUGGGGCCUGCGCUCGCACCGCGUUGAGGCACUCCUCAUCUUGUUCUCAGUCGGCUACGGCUUCUUUGCGUCUGCCUUUUCCACGACAUGGGGCGGCUGGUUGAACGAGAUGGAGCGCGAGGCGGCGGACAAGGGCGAGGCCAUCAACACGGGGAUGGUGUACGGGCUGAUGAACGGGGCGAGGGGCAUUGGGUAUGUAGCGGGCGGGCUGGCAGGAGUGGAAUUACUGCAAGCCGGCGCAGUAGGGUCGUCGCGGCGAUGGGCGUAUGGGACGCAGUACGGAGCGUUGAUUCUGUUUACGGGCGUUUCGGCGGUGUUUGGUGGUUGGGCGAGUGUGUGGAAGACGUGCAGUAGUGUGAAGCGAUGGCGGAGUGCCUGCAUGUAG